GGGAGGAAAGGGGGAGGACAGGGGCUUCUUGUCCUCUUCAUCACCGGCAGAUUCCUCAGCUGGUGGGCGGCGCACAUCUGACCGGUGGACCCAGGCAUUCUGCGGCGGAUGGAUGCGGUAGCUCAAGGGGAUGCCAUUGGACGGCGGGGUGAUUUUUCUGCAGGAAAUAAAGCGCGUCGGAUGGUGUAGUAGGUGAAAAGUGCAUGAAGACAACAGGCCCGUCUUUGUCUGGAAAGCACACAGGAUGCAAAUGAAGACGCAGACGCAGAAGACUGUCAGCUACUUUCUCCUCCCAGAAACAAGUGUUUGAUUUCCAGGCUGUCAGUUUUCCUCUGUUUGUGGAUGUGAAAGUGUCCAAACAGAGCCAGUCCAGGUGUGAAUGCGUCUGUUGGAUGGAACAGCCAAAGUGUCCAGUGCGCAAAUACGCACUCAGGAUGCACUAGUGGAUGACAUCAAGAGAGGUGAUGCAAUUCUGUUGUCACUGAAAGCUGUCAUUUCUGAUUUACCACAGAGGCCUAGCAGGACGCACACGGACCCAGUCCACUGUGACGGAUUAAAGGCCUUGUAAACACUCACAUCCACCUCAUCUUCCGGCUUAUGCCUCUACAACAACCACAACCACAACCACUGACACUCUUUCUUCCGGUAGAUGCUGUUAUCGCUGACUCUCUUCCUGUCGUGGAUCUAUCGACAAUUCUCCAUCAUGUUCAGUUCCGACAGACUCACAGUUCCAGAUUAUGUCAGCCGGCUCCAGAGCAGGAGGAGCGGAUCCUCCGACCCCAGAGCGGUCUCUCCGGGGAUCAACGCCGAUGUGCAGGCGGUUCUGGACACCUCUCUGCCCGCCCUGCGCAGCGCCAUCAGGACGCUGAAGACGUCCAAGGAUACUUCUGGAUCAGAUGAGACCCGCAGGGCCAUCGCUGAGAUCUAUCAGCUGGUGGAAGAGGCCUGGGUUCUGCCCACAGUGGGGCGUCAGGUGGCCGAGGAGAUCUGCAACAGGAUCCGGCUGGAUGGAGGCCUGGAGCAGCUGCUGCAGCUCCAACAGACUCCUGCUGUGGACAUCACCUAUGAGUCUGCAAAACUACUGGAGCAGAUACUCAUCUCUGAGAACAGAGAUUACGUGGCUCGGAUGGGUCUGGGGGUCAUCCUGAACCUGACGCGACAGCAGGAGGACGCUCAGCUGGCCCGUAGUGUGUCUGGCAUCCUGGAGCACAUGUUCAAACACACCGAGGAGACGUCCGUCCACCUCAUCUCCAACGGGGCCCUGGAUGCCCUCCUCUUCUGGUGCCGUGGUACAGAUCCCACUGUGCUGCGUCACUGCGCCGUGGCCCUGGCGAACUGUGCCAUGUACGGGGGCCACCGAUGCCAGCGAUGGAUGAUAGAGAAACAGGCAGCUGAAUGGCUUUUCCCUCUCGCUUUUUCCAAAGAGGAUGAACUCAUACGCUUCCAUGCAUGCCUGGCUGUAACUGUGUUAGCUGCAAACAGAGAAAUUGAGAAAGAGGUGGUGAAAUCUGGGACUUUAGAAUUAGUAGAACCGUUCAUCGCGUCUUUGGAUCCGGAUGACUUUGCCCGCAGUUUACUGGACAGUGCAGACUGUAUGCAGGGGAAGACGGCGUCUGAUCUGCAACACCUGUUGCCGCUGCUGGAUGGCACAAGACUGGAGGGAAAGUGUAUCGCAGCUUUUUAUCUUUGUGUGGAGACCAGCAUUAAGUCCCGUCAACGCAACACCCGGAUAUUUCAAGAGAUUGGAGCAGUGCAGAGCCUCAAAAGAAUCGUCAUGUACUCCAGUAAUGGUACAGCUUGUGCUCUUGCCAAGCGAGCGCUAGGCAUGAUGGGAGAGGAAGUGCCAAAGCGCAUCCUGUCAUGUGUCCCGAACUGGAAAACCUGUGAGGUGCAGACCUGGCUGCAGCAGGUUGGCUUCAGUGCAUAUUGCGAUCGUUUCCAGGAGCUCCAGGUGGAUGGAGACCUCCUGCUGAACAUCACAGACCAGGAUCUGAUCCAUGAUCUGGGCAUGACUGCAGGUCUCACCCGCAAGAGGUUCCUGAGAGACCUGCGUGUGUUGAAAACAUACGCCAACUACUCCACAUGUGACCCGAACAAUAUGGGCGACUGGUUAGCAGAGGUGGACCCUUGUUUCCGCCAGUACACCUAUGGCUUGGUGCAGUCAGGUGUGGAUCGCUACAACGUCCAGCACCUGACUGACCAGCAGCUGGAGCGUGACUGCCUCAUCCUCAACGGAGUCCACAGGGCCAAGAUACUGGCUACAAGUCGCAAACCGCUAAAGCCGUGCCACACAGACGCCCAGCCUGCAGGACCUGACGUGUUCAUCAGCUACAGGCGGACGACCGGAUCCCAGCUGGCCAGCCUCCUGAAGGUGCACCUCCAGGUUCGAGGGUACAGUGUUUUCAUAGAUGUAGAGAAGCUGGAGGCCGGCAAAUUUGAGGACAAACUGAUUCAGAGUGUUCAACGGGCCCGGAACUUCAUCCUGGUCCUGUCUGCCAACGCAUUGGACAAGUGUAUGGGAGACACUGCCAUGAAGGACUGGGUGCAUAAGGAGAUCGUCACAGCCUUGGCCGGGAAGAAGAACAUCGUUCCUGUCACUGAUAAUUUUACGUGGCCUGACCCCAUGUCUCUGCCAGAGGACAUGAGAUCAAUUCUAAACUUCAAUGGCAUCAAAUGGUCUCAUGAAUACCAGGAGGCCACAAUUGAGAAGAUCCUACGUUUUCUGAAAGGAAACCAAGAUCAAGUUGACGGUCCUGACUGUGCUAAAGGACUGAAGAAAAAAUAAUCACCUCUCCUGAGCUCUAACAACUUCCAGCGAUGCCAAAUUUCACAUGGCCGACAGAGAACGGGCCGGCAGCCUUUGCUGCGCCCACAUGCAUGUGAAACAAAUUGGAUAAAACAAAAAAAGUGGUAUGUGACAUAACGUAAUGCAAAUAAUAAUAUUAAAAAGGGAUUUCAGAUUGUAUAUACUAAACUCUAAGCCUUUAAUGUUAGUAUCCUCAUACAGCUGUAAAUGUGUAAUCAGGUACAGUAUCUGCCUUCUGUCUCAGGAAAAUGACUGUGAUUAACCUGCCGUCACUGGCACCCAGCAAAACCAUCAAUAGCAAUUUAUGAAGCAUCCACUGAUAUUUACGUUUCCUUAAAUGUUAGAAGCAAUCAUUUGUCUUAACUACUUCUGUCAUAUGCAUUAGAUGGACCAAAGCAGGUCUCUGACUUUGCCAACCUGUCUGUGUUGUGUUUUUAUAUUUGAGCUUAGGUAGAAAGGAGACUAUUGAGUUCAUUACAAAAUAAAAACAGCUAAAUGUUAUCUGUGCCUGACAUAAUCCAGGAAGUAAUUAGCAACAGCACAUCAUUCUAACUUUACCAAAUGCAAAUACAAUGUGUGGGUAAUGAAAAAACCCCAUGGAGCUGGUAGUUUCCCUGAUAUCCCCGUUGUGAUGGAUUCUUAAGUAUAUUACAACACAUUAAAGUGAUGUGUUAAUACCAGUAUGAUAUGGUCUCAUUCCCCACAGUGAUAUGUCUGCUGAAUAAUAAAUGAUCUGCCUUGCAAGUGAAAA
Sphaeramia orbicularis (orbiculate cardinalfish) is the source of this 3557-nucleotide messenger RNA. It is a transcript of the gene sarm1, whose product is annotated as sterile alpha and TIR motif containing 1. Gene Ontology annotation, biological process: signal transduction; negative regulation of MyD88-independent toll-like receptor signaling pathway; response to axon injury. The record is from RefSeq and is a predicted model, not a curated record. The transcript is spliced from 8 exons. Gene Ontology annotation, cellular component: dendrite. The coding region runs from base 650 to 2785 and encodes 711 amino acids. NCBI's taxonomy places the organism in Eukaryota, Metazoa, Chordata, Actinopteri, Kurtiformes, Apogonidae. Gene Ontology annotation, molecular function: signaling adaptor activity; protein binding; NAD+ nucleosidase activity.